GUUCACUCUCCCGAUGGGACGAAGGAUUGCUGUAACCUGUUGCUCGGGCUUUUAAGAUGCACUCGUCGCAAGUCGCAUCUGAAUGAGGGGCGAGCAAAGCGCCGAGAAAGAGCGGUAUAAGAAGAUGGCUACAGUCUCCCGAAAAUAAGGUCCGCGUCGCAGUCGACCGUUGUCCAAGGAAUCCACUGGCUCAAAGCCCCGAAUUUUCUUCCAGAUAUGCGGCUUCUUGUCGCUCUCCUCGGGGCAUCGCUGCUCUCACUUUCCGUGAUUGCCGACUCAGGCAAGGACAGUGGCCAAAGCCCCAAGUUCUACAACUCAGCGCGUCAUGCAGCCGCUGAUCCUUAUGUCUUUUAUGACUCCGAGAAGGGCCAGUACUACGCGUAUUCCACCGAGGGGGCCGAUGAAGGAUAUCACUUUGCUAUCUACAUUAGCCCAGACCUUUCAACAUGGCGCAAACAUCCAGGAGGCGUCUUGAAAGCUUGUUACGACGAUCAGACGAAACGAAUAGAUGGUGGUCAAGCUUGCUGGGCCCGGGACUGGUUCUGGGCCCCUGAAACCUACUACAACGAGAGAACCGGAUGGUAUUUUUUCAUUUUCGCUGGCCGUUUACGGGAAGAUCUGGCCAAAGAUCACUUCCGAUAUUCCAAAUUUGAGGAGCCCUCCAAGCUAGGAAUCGCCGUCUCCCGCUCGCCUACAGGUCCUUUUAACGAGAUCCGGUCAGAACCAAUUGGCUACUAUCCCUAUGAUCCGGAUUAUCACGACAUCAAUCUGGUCAUGGAUGAUCAGCAAAUGCUGCCACCAGAAAGUCUGGCCCAGGGAGAAGUUGCGCCAAAGGGCACGUACAUACCUACUAUUGAUCCCAACAUUUUCUUUGACAAUGACGGCCGAAUUUACUUAUACACUUCACGAAAUGCCUACCGAAAUUGGAAUUGGGACAGUACACUGAGUAAAUAUAUCGAAGAAUCCAACAUUAUCGUGGUUGAACUAGACCGGAAAUGGUGGGAUGAUCCGUUUGCACAAACGAUGCCAGAGAUCGCGCCGUCUCAAAUCAAUCUACACGCAGACGAUGCUACUGGAGUACCAUCAAACAUCACCUCCUACAACGGCACCGGCGAGAUCGGAAAUCCUCCUCGCAAAGACGGCUGGAAGACGGUCAUUUCCUACGGCGCCGAUCCGCAAGACUGGGAGAAUUUCCACGUGGAUGACUAUGUCAAGUUCAAUGGCACGAAGAAGAAUCGCCGCUGGUCGGAAGGGAGCACGAUCAUCACAAGAAAAGACACUAGCGGCAAGUCGAUAUACUUGCUGACCUAUAGCGCCAACAAUUAUGAAGCUUCCAAUUACGGCGUCGGGUUUGCGACGGCAGAAUCACCUCUGGGACCAUUCAAGAAAUCGUCGAAAAACCCUGUUCUCUCUCAAGCUCCCGAUGGAGACUUGCCUAUCUAUUCAACGGGCCAUGGGAGUAUUGUUGCGUCACCUCCACCCAAUAACAGAGUCAAGUUUAGCGCGCAAGAGGUCACAAGAAAAAGUCUGGAUGGUACAGAGCUGUUCUAUGUACACCAUGCACGAAACGACACCACAAGAGAUCGCUCCAUCUACACCACACGCAUGGAACUCAACGAUUCUGCGAUAUUUUUUGGCUCUGAUGAUGCAAUUAGCAUGGGACUGACACCGCUUGACCAAUCUCUACCUGAAAACACUUACCCAAUCAAGUUUCAAGUCAGUUGCUCCGGUGAUCGAAACUCUGGUGCCCGGUUCGACGUUCGUGUCAUAUCGAAAGCUGGCGCUCCCUUUGACCUCAUGGAGGGAACAAAUAGGGUGGUUUCUCUUCCUGGUGCCAUUGAAGCAACCUCCAUCGAGUCUGCUAAGAGGCGAGACGGUGGAUACAUUCUAAACUUCAACGGCACAUCAGUGAGGGAGCUAGCAUAUCAACGAUUAAGUGUCGACAAAAACUGGGUAACAGUUGAAAGCAAGGAUAUCAGAUGUAAAACAACAAAGCGUCGUUUCCUGACGCAAUUAUGAAGGCGAUUUCACAGGAAUCGGAGACCAGGAUUUAUCGAGCAGUAGCUUAGAGAUUGCCUGAUCUUGUGGGUAAGGUAGCGCCUUCACGUCUUGAAGCACGACGUUCCUCAAACAAGGCAGAAGACGGUCGAUUUGUUUUCAACUAUAAAAUGCACUGUAGAUAAACAUGGUCAUAUUUGACUUAUUUCACUCUCAAAUCAUGUCAAGUUCGACGCCAAGCAUUGAUCCAAAUCUUCCUAGAACAGGAGUGACAUCUCUAAGUCCAGGACAAGAAGUAGUUUGUUCUCGUGCCACGGAUGUCAUAG
Colletotrichum godetiae is the source of this 2324-nucleotide messenger RNA. RefSeq names its product beta-xylosidase. Gene Ontology annotation, biological process: carbohydrate metabolic process. Lineage: Eukaryota; Fungi; Ascomycota; Sordariomycetes; Glomerellales; Glomerellaceae. Gene Ontology annotation, molecular function: hydrolase activity, hydrolyzing O-glycosyl compounds. The record is from RefSeq and is a predicted model, not a curated record. Bases 217 to 2019 code for a protein of 600 amino acids. The transcript has a single exon.